This is a messenger RNA of Salvia splendens (bonfire salvia), 987 nucleotides long. Its product is annotated as dolichol-phosphate mannose synthase subunit 3. Gene Ontology annotation, cellular component: dolichol-phosphate-mannose synthase complex; endoplasmic reticulum membrane. NCBI's taxonomy places the organism in Eukaryota, Viridiplantae, Streptophyta, Magnoliopsida, Lamiales, Lamiaceae. Gene Ontology annotation, biological process: GPI anchor biosynthetic process. The transcript is spliced from 5 exons. The record is from RefSeq and is a predicted model, not a curated record. The coding region runs from base 448 to 717 and encodes 89 amino acids.
CGAGACUACCUAGAAAACUAAGUAACGCUCUAAGCCUAUAACUAUAAAGUUAGCUGAAAACCCUAAUUUCAGGUGCGCCGAUCUCUCUCCGCCACCAUCCGCCACUCCUCCGCCGCCGCGCGACGAGCAAUUGAGGCCGAUCUAGCAAGUUUUCACGCUACCCUAAUUCCAUCGACUAUCUGCAGGAAACCAUUUCUGAACUCCCCAGAAAAUUUCAACAAAAAUUAGAAGUUUCCCCGUUGAGAAAGUUAGCUGCUUUGGACCUCGAUCGCCUGCUGUUAGAUGAAGCCUAUCUUCUGCCAUAUGAUGUUUGGGACAUUGCGCAAGGGCUUUGAGUUCCUCCGCCUGUUCAUGUUUGUUCAGACGGGACAGUGAAAGAAUCAUAUAGAUAUCCAUCUGAUGCUAAUAACACGUACACCAGCCUCGAGAUAGAAGUGAAAAGGUCCGAUGAAGCACAUUGUAAAGAUUAUGGCGUUGCUGGUAGCUCUGUCAGCUGUCUGGAUUAGUUUGUUACAAAUGUCAGUCCUUCCAAAGAGCUAUACUUGGUUGCUGCCACUCUACUUCAUUGUAUCACUCGGAUGUUACGGUCUCUUGAUGGUCGGGGCUGGUCUAAUGCAAUUUCGAACUUGCCCACACGAGGCUAUCCUAUUGCAACAGGAUGUUGUUGAAGCCAAGGAAUUCCUGAAGGGGAAAGGGGUGGAUGUUGGCGUGAAUUGAUCGAUGUGAUUUGGCGAAGAUUUUUUGCUGGGUGGAGAUCUCGAACUCUCUCACUAUUGUUCAUAUUUGGAAGCUCUGCAGAUCAUCAACUAACUCAUCACACAGUUGAGAUUACACCAGAGUUGAGCCAAACCUUCUUUAGUUGUGUUAAAGAAAAUAUGAGUACCAAUUUUUUGUUGGAUGAAUUGGUGUUUGGUUUUGUAGAAAAGUACAGAUUAUAUUAGAAGUUUCCUCAUGCCUGAAUAGUACUUUACACAGUUCACUCAUUUC